AUGUUAAAUGUUUCUGAAGCCGCUGCAGAGCUCAGAAUCCAGAAUAAGUCCUACCUGGGAUUAGAGCCACUCCCCACCCCCACCCCCACCACCAGUGGCCCUGCAGAAGGUGAUGGGAGACCGCCACAGGAGACUGGAGGCUUAUCUAACAAGGUGGUGUUGGCAUUAAAGGGCAGAUCUGAGAAGCAAAGGAAGGGAUUAAGUAUUGCAGACAAGGUUGACUGGGCUGAGUUAGCCAUUGUGAAUCCAGAUUCCAAGGCAACCGCCAAAGAAAACAUGCAGAUCAGGGGCAAGGACCAGAACCUAAGGCUUGUAGGCUCAGAGAGGCUGUGUCUUCGCAACAGAUAUCAGGUGCAGUAUAAGCUGCAGCUACCUGCUCAGCCGGAUAAGCCUUUAAUCAUGGAAAGAAGGCUCCUAAAGAAGGAAAUGAAAAAGCUCCUGGGAGAUUAUAUUGGCAUCAGACUUCGGGAAAAUGAAUUUGACCCAAAAGGAAGAAGGCAACUCACCUUUCUAGAUGAUAUGAACAGGCUUAGCAGCGCCACUGUCCCUGGGUCUGGGGAGUGCUGUGGCCGGUGUCUAAGCUGCUCCGUUGCCCUCUGUGCUUCCCGCUUCCAGGCACACUACGACUUGGCCAUCAGUGUCGCUUUGCAAUGGCUGGAUCGCCCAGAAGACUUAACUUGGCUGGAGUGGGAGAAAGUGAAAAGGCCAUUUUGGGGCAGACCCAUAUAUCCAAACCACAGAGAAAGAGAAGCAAUGAUUUUAUCAUCUUAUGCUGGAAUCUUAAUGAACAGCAUCCCAAUUGAGGAAGUCUUUAAAAUUUAUGGAGCCGAUUCUUCUGCCAAUUCUGGUGCUACCAAGGUUCCCCGAGCUCCACCUUUCCGCCUCUCCUUGCACCCUUUUGCUAUGUUAACAGCACCCAAAGCAGCAGAGUAUGCCCGCAAGCAGAGUAAGCCUGUUUACUCCCAUCCGCUUAGAGAAAUUUAAAUCGGGGGGGAACUCACAAAGUAAGGUCAAAGUUGUUAUGGGAAUAACAUCUCUCUGGUUGAAUUAAAAGAACUGGGAGAACAUAUGGCUCGAUUUCCCUCUGUUAUUGAAAUCAGGGAAGUCUUACUUUUGGACUGUUUGUUAAUGGGAGCAAAGCACUCAUGAAGGGAAAGAUUUAAAACUGUGGAUGGACUUACUUUUUUAAAGGUUUUUUUGUACAGAUAUGUUUCCUACGUGUGUCUCUAGGUGUCAAGUUAAGAAGGGGAACAAUGAAUAAAAACGCCACCAGCAGCUCUACAAGGGAAGUAAAUGCCACAGAACAGAAAUCAUCAAAAAAUGUAUCUUUGGACAGACAGCCAAAGAACAAAGUCACUUAGAAACUUGGAAUUGCACCAUGGGACUUCAUAAUAAAGUCCCUGGGAGAGGAAAAGAAACAUCAUCUCAAAACUGCAACUCUUGCCAGCAUGUUUUCCUUUACAGUGAGCUUUGAUGCAAAGUGCAUUGAAGUGUUAUUUUUGGAUGUUGAGCAUUCUUCUUUAGAAUCAUAUAUAACUACAUUUAGGUUUUAAAAAUGCGUGUAUCUUAUGCUACUUCAUUGUGAGUAGAAGACUGUCGGUUGGAGAAUUCCAAGAAUAUAUAGUAUUUCUAUGUCAGAGCAGGCUGGCUUUUAGCACAUUUUACAAAUGUUUAGCACUGAAUAUUGCAAGGUGGUGGAGUAGGAGGCAGUUUUCCUUAGUUUCAAUCCAAAAUAAAAUUAAUCUAUCAUUGAUUGCCUUUACUAUGUUGUCAUAUGGAAACAUUUAAAAUCAUUUCAAUAAAG
Miniopterus natalensis is the source of this 1804-nucleotide messenger RNA. Lineage: Eukaryota; Metazoa; Chordata; Mammalia; Chiroptera; Miniopteridae. The record is from RefSeq and is a predicted model, not a curated record.